CCACGCCCCCCGGUCGGCUUCAUUCAAAUCGAUGGGAUUUGCACCUGGAGGACAGAACUGCCCUGUCACUGGUCACGCUCCACACAAGCAUCAGUGAUCCGCGGAGCUCUGAUAAUACUGAGCUGUUCGAGCAGCGCUUCUGUGACUGAUAUCGAUCUGUCUGUGAUUGAUCAGAACAUCGCAGGUGAUGGGGAUUCGCCUCGGCUUCAUCUGCUCGGUUCUUCUGCUUCACUGCAUCCACGGAACCCGUGCGGCCGUCUGCAGUCAGGAGCAGUUCAGCUGUGCUAACGGGAAGUGCAUCACCAGCCGCUGGGUCUGUGAUGAGACGGACGACUGCGGCGACGGAAGCGAUGAGCUGCUAGAGUCCUGCAGUAACAAGAAGUGUUUGUCGAGUCAGUUCAGCUGCGGCGGGCGUCUCAAUCAGUGUGUGUCCACCAGGUGGCGCUGCGACGGGAAGUCUGACUGUGAGAACGGCGCAGACGAGCAGGGCUGCGUCCUGAAGAACUGCACAGAAGAGGAGUUCCGCUGCCGCAGCGGUCAGUGCGUGUCGCUGUCCUUCGUGUGUGACUCUGACUCUGACUGUGAUGACGGCAGUGACGAGGCGUCCUGUCCUGUGCCCACCUGUGGCCCCGGAUCCUUCCAGUGCAAUAACUCUGUGUGUGUGCCGCGGCUCUGGGCCUGUGACGGCGACGCUGACUGCUCAGACGGCUCUGACGAGUGGACACAGAACUGCCCAGGCGGCACGGGUCAGAAGCCUCGGACGGUCUGUCGCGAUCACGAGCUCCUGUGCACCAGCGGGGAGUGUGUCCACGGCAGCUGGAGGUGUGACGGAGGCAAUGACUGCACAGACGGCUCAGACGAACACAACUGCACCGUGUCCACCUGUCGUCCAGAUGAGUUCCUGUGUAACGACGGCAGCUGUGUCCCGGGAAUACACCAGUGUGAUGGGAAACCUGACUGCCGGGAUCACAGCGAUGAGACGGGCUGCACCACCGGGAGGGUCACACGUGAGAAUGAGAUCAAGCUGCUGUCUGACCGUAACUGUCCGUCUGUAACUGUCUCUCUCUCUGCAGUGCAUGCGUGUGCCGGGUUUCAGUGUCACAGUGGAGAGUGCAUCAGUGCAGGCCAUGUGUGUGACGGUCAGAGAGACUGCCCCGACGGCUCAGAUGAGCCUCUCACAGACUGCAACACUAACGAGUGCGACACUAACAACGGCGGCUGUUCCCACACGUGCAGCGACCUGAAGAUGGGAUACGAGUGUGUGUGUCCGCACGGAUUCCACCUGAUCAACCGCACACACUGUGAAGACGUGGACGAGUGUGCAGACGCAGACAGAUGCACUCAGAUCUGCAUAAACCUGCGGGGCAGCUUCAGGUGUGACUGUGAAGAUGGGUUUGAGCUGGAUCACAUGACCAAAGACUGCAAAGCAGUAACAGGGUCCGGUGCGUUCCUGUUCUUCAGCACACAGCACGAGGUCAGGAAGAUGGAGCUGGGCAGCCGGACGUACACGGCUCUGAUCCGUCAGCAGAAGAGCGUGCAGGCGCUGGACGUGGAUGUCCACAACAACACCAUCUUCUGGUCUGACAUGAGCCUGAAGAAGAUCUACAGCGCCGCGUCCGCUGACUCCGCCCACCCCAGCACUGUGAUUGACAGCCGGAUCUCCCGCCCUGAGGGGCUGGCGGUGGACUGGAUCCACGGGAACAUCUACUGGACAGACGGGGAUCUCCGAACCAUCUCUGUGGCGACGGCUGACGGCAGCAAACGCAAGACGCUGGUCAGCGAGGGCCUGAAAAAUCCACACGCGAUCGUCGUCGACCCGCAGAGCAACUUCAUGUUCUGGACGGACUGUGGCGAGCCGGCGCGGAUCGAGAAGAGCGGGCUGAACGGAGUGGACCGGACGGCUCUCGUCACAGAAGGCAUCGUCUGGCCCAAUGGCAUCACGCUUGAUGUGUUGAGCGGCCGGCUGUACUGGGUCGACUCGAAGCUGCACACACUGUCCAGUAUCGGCGUGAAUGGAGACGGGCGGCACACACUGAUCCAAGGGGAGCAGAAGCUGUGGCAUCCGCUGGCGCUGGCCGUGUUCGAGGAGAAAGUCUUCUGGACCAACAAACACAGUAACAGCAUCUGGAGCGCCAACCGUGUGACGGGACAAGACAUCGCAGCUGUGGCCGAGCACCUGCAGGGUCCGGGAAACAUGGUGCUUUAUCACAGUCUCAGACAGCCUUCUGGAAGGGACUGGUGCAGAGAAGGCAGCGGCUGUGAGUUUCUGUGUCUGCCGGCGCCGCAGAUUAACACACGCUCGCCCAAAUACACCUGUGCCUGUCCUGAUCACAUGACCCUGGGCGCAGACAUGAGGACGUGUGUGUCUGGUGUGAGCAGCACAGCUCCGAGCAGAACCGCACACAGACGCUCCGGAUCGAUGCCUGACCAGACGGGCUCUCAGAGCGAAAUUAAUGGAGAACAUGAGCCGGUUUCCAGCCCUUCCCAGCAUCCCACAGUCCUGUACAUCACACUUCCAAUCGUCGCCGUGUGUCUGCUGGGGGUCAGCAGUGUGUUGCUAUGGAGACACUGGCGGCAGAAGAACACCAACACCAUCCACUUCACCAACCCAGUGUACCAGAAGACCACCGAUGACACGGUGCACAUCUUCAGGAGCCCCAGUCUGGACGGAUACUCACAUCCAUCGUGUCAGAUGAUCAGUGUGGAUGAAGACGCAGCCUGAUGCUCCUCCAGAAGUUCCUCCAGAAGCUCAAGGUCACUUUAAAUGCUGCUCAGCGAGCUGAAGGAGACACUCAUCCACAUGUGCGAAGCGAUCCCAGGAUCCACCCUGGAUUUAAUCAUGCCUGUAUCAUAUAAGGAAUGUAGAAACACACACACACACACACACACACACUCCUGUCUAACGGACAUCAUCACAGUGAAGAGCAGAUCUCAAACAGAGACUCUUCUGGAGUCUGUGUCUUUGCUACAAACACAACGCUGUUUUCAUUUGUGAUUCUUGAGCUUUUAAGAUCCUCUUAUUGAAGGUAUUACCACUUUGUAAUAUUUAAUAUGAUCUUUGUAAAUGUUUGUGAUUAUGUGGAGGGCAGACGGGUGUCUCUCUUCUUGCACUAAGUUUGUUGUCUGUCACAGAUUUUAUUUAUAUUUCUCCUUCACAGACACACUUGAACAGUCUGUUUGACUUUGUUUUGAUGAAGUGCUUGUAUUUAUGAAUGCACAGCGCUCCUUUAGUAAUAAUGAGAAUGACAGUGCAUUAGUUCUGUUUCAUUCUGUAGACUGCAUCUGGGCCUUAAAUCUGAUCGUGCCUGUGUAAUGUUUGAAUGUGUGAAUAAUCCACGAUGCCUUCAACACGUGAGCGUGAAUCAGUGCUCAGGGUGACCUCUGACCUCACCUGUCCGUUAGAGUCACGUGUUUAUGUUCUGUUGUUGUUGUGCAUGCUCUAGUGCAGCGUGUUAUCUGAAGGAUCGGAGAGUGCUCACUGUUAUCAGACGAAUGAAGAAUCACUAAUCUGCAGUCUGUCUCUCCUUCAUCACACCGUCUAAACCCAAGACUUUGUACGAAGAACACUCUUUAUUUAUUGUGUAAAUGUACAAUUUUGAGUUUCUUGCUUUUCUUUUGAAUGUGUUGUAUAUCAGAUGCUAUAUAGAAAUGUCAUCCAGAAACCGAUGUGCACUACAGAGGAAGUGAACCUGCGUCAUUCAGGGACUUUUAUAGGUUUAUGAAGGACGAAACGCUAAUGUGGAGUAAAAGUGAAGUCUUGAAUGGAUUCUCAUUCUGUUACUGUUGAUGCGCCAUUUGAGUUCAGUUUUACUGUUGUGAAGAAGGGAGUUUUAAUUCUUUAUCUCAGGACUGGUGGUCCAGUGAUCUGAAUAUAAUGACACCCAAAGAAACAACUCAGCUGUUUUUGACAUUGUUUUUAAAUAAAUGCACAUUUUGAAACCAGAAA
This is a messenger RNA of Carassius carassius (crucian carp), 3946 nucleotides long. RefSeq names its product low density lipoprotein receptor b (gene ldlrb). Gene Ontology annotation, molecular function: protein binding; calcium ion binding. Lineage: Eukaryota; Metazoa; Chordata; Actinopteri; Cypriniformes; Cyprinidae. The record is from RefSeq and is a predicted model, not a curated record.